GGAAGAAGGUAAACAGAGGAAGAAGAGCAACCGUUGUUCACCAUCAUUGUAUCCUCCUAAAGCCUGAUCAUUUUCGUAGUUCCUCGUUAUAUCACGUUGUUAGCCUGCAUGCUUUGAGUAGACUAGCUCGUGGGGAAAGUCGUCUAACGUGAAUAACUGUUUCGCUGAUAUUGGUGGCGCGUUUAUCGCCAUUUUGCGCGUUGAGCGACUCGAAACCAGCAAAAAGAAUGGCCGAAGCAGACCGACCGGGGAAGCUCUUCAUCGGUGGACUCAACACAGAGACCACCGACAAGGCCUUGGAGCAGUACUUCAGCAAAUAUGGCAGGAUCGUCGAAGUACUUCUAAUGAAGGACCGUGAAACAAACAAAUCAAGGGGCUUUGCUUUUGUAACCUUUGAAAGUCCGGCUGAUGCAAAAGAUGCCGCCCGGGAAAUGAAUGGAAAGUCUUUGGAUGGGAAGCCUAUUAAAGUGGAGCAAGCGACAAAGCCUCAGUUUGAGAGUUCUGGCAGACGAGGGCCGCCUCUGCAUUCUCGAAGCCGGGGUCCUCCCAGAGGGCCCCGCGGGUCAAGAGGAGGAAUGAGGGGGCCCCCAUCCAGAGACUACUAUGAUUCAGAAGAUGGAGAUGGCUACUAUAGUCGGAUGUCAUCCAGAGGUCCGCCAAUGAAACGAGGUCCACCAGUUCGCAAUGGGGGUCCUCCACCCAAGAGAUCGGCUCUAUCUGGUCCCAUGAGCAGACCUCCCAUGUCCAGAGACAGGGAUCCCUAUGGCCCUCCACCCCGCAGAGACUCCAUGUCCAGGAGAGAUGAUUAUCCAUCCCCAAGAGAUGACCAUUACAACCCUAAAGAUGGAUACUCCAGCCGGGAUUACAGUUCAAGAGACCGGGACUAUGGACCUCCUCCCAGAGAUUACUCCUACAGAGAAUAUUCUAGUUCUGGCUCCAGAGACGACUAUGGCUCAAUGUCAAGAGGAUACAGCGACCGUGAUGGUUAUGGAGGUGGCAGAGAGCCGAGGGGCUACAUGGAUCGUCCCAGUGGUGGCUCCUACCGAGAUUCCUAUGAUGGUUACGGUAACUCUCGCAGCGCCCCACCCUCACGGGGCCCCCCACCAUCCUAUGGUGGAAGCGGUGGAAGCAGUCGUUACGAUGACUAUGGCAGCAGCUCCAGGGACGGCUAUGGCAGUCGUGACAGUUACCCCAGCAGCCGGAGUGACCCGUACCCUCCGAGCCGUGGAGAGAGAAUGGGUAGGCAGGAAAGGGGCCCCGCCCCCCCUGGCGAGAGAGGCUACCCUCCUCGUGACUCGUAUGGCUCAAGUCGUGGAGGGCCUCGCGGUGGCCGUGGUGGCGGUCGGCCUGAUAGAGGAAUGGCUCGCAACAGAUACUAAAAUGGACUUGGAAGUCUCAUUAAUGCAAACUUUGAUCUUCAUACAUACUUGACACAUGUUUUGGAAGAAAUCUGGUGAAUACAAACAGACAAAAUGUGUCUUAAAUCUGUGACUUAGGAAGCUUAGCUUUGUAUCUUUUACUUUCCCCGUUUAAUGUGUAUUUUUUUUCCCUUUUUUAAUAUAUAGUAUUUCUUUACCUAUGUCACAGUGUAGUUAAGUGUUUUUGUCAGUUCAGUGUGAGUUGAAUCUGCAAUGCCCUAAAUAUGGCUUUCAUACGCUAAUAAAGCUUUUAGUUGAAACUCUA
Molecule: messenger RNA, 1683 nt
Organism: Poecilia latipinna (sailfin molly)
Lineage: Eukaryota; Metazoa; Chordata; Actinopteri; Cyprinodontiformes; Poeciliidae
Gene: rbmx
Product: RNA binding motif protein X-linked
Exons: 10
Coding region: 228-1379 (383 amino acids)
Molecular function (GO): RNA binding
Source: RefSeq, a predicted model, not a curated record